Messenger RNA from Arachis stenosperma, 1374 nucleotides. RefSeq lists its product as uncharacterized. Bases 1 to 1374 code for a protein of 457 amino acids. The record is from RefSeq and is a predicted model, not a curated record. The transcript has a single exon. Lineage: Eukaryota; Viridiplantae; Streptophyta; Magnoliopsida; Fabales; Fabaceae.
AUGGUCAAUUACCAGAAAUAUUGGGUUAAUUUUGAUAGGCGUACUCCUGAGUUUAGGAAGUGCCUCGAUAAAUUAUUUUUGGAUAUUGCCUUCUCUCAACCCGGUGUGAAAAAUCAAAUACGUUGUCCUUGUCCCAAAUGCAACAAUUUUAUGUUCAAAUUUAGAAAUGAAGUUCAUCAUCAUGUGCGCCAAUGGGGGAUAGUGACCUCUUAUAAAACAUGGGUGCAUCAUGGUGAGAUACUUCAAGAUACAUCCACUAUAGAUGUGUCUGAUCUAAAUGAAAUUGAUUGUGAAAGGGAGAAUGAUUCUGCUACUUAUGAGAUGUUGUAUAACAUCUUUAGAGGAGAAACACUAGGGGAGACGCUGAGAGAUUUCGCUACCAACGUAGAUGAAAAUAUAGAAGAAGAACCUCAUCAGGGGGCAAAGAGGUUCCAGAGGCUAAUGAGGGAUUAUGAGCAAAGCCUUUAUCCGGACAGUGGGAUAUCAAGGUUAUCUUUCAUUGUCAAGUUGUUUCAAAUGAAAUGUCACUAUGGAUGGAGCAAUAAUUCAGUUGAUGCUUUGUUGCUCUUUCUAAAAAGCAUAUUUUCAAAGGAAAAUUCUUGUCCAACUUCAUUUUAUGACGUUCGAAAAGUGAUUCGAGAUUUGGGAUUAGAUUACGAGAAGAUAGAUGCUUGUGUGAAUGACUGCAUUUUGUUUCGGGGGCAAACAUACGCUGGUCUUAAUGAAUGUCCAAAGUGUAAGCAAUCUAGAUGGGUGAAGGGGAAGGGGAAUGAAAAGGAUAACCUACGGAAGAAGGUACCCCAGAAGAUACUAAGAUACUUUCCGUUAAAACCUAGGCUUCAAAGGAUCUUCAUGUGUGAAGAAACAGCGCUAGCAAUAAGGUGGCACAAAGAGAAACGACUUGACGAUGGAGUCCUAAAACACCCAGCAGAUUCGAUGGCGUGGAAGACAUUUGAUAAGGAGCACGAAUGGUUUGCACGUGAUGCUAGAAAUAUCAGGCUUGGAGUUGCUAGUGAUGGAUUCAAUCCGUUUGGCAAUAUGAACAUUUCCUAUAGUACUUGGCCAGUUGUUCUCAUUCCAUAUAACUAUCCUCCUUGGAUGGUUUUGAAACAUUCAAAUUGGAUGUUAUCUCUACUUAUUCCAGGCCCUAAAUCCCCUGGCAAUUCUAUUGAUGUAUACUUAGAACCGUUAAUUGAAGAGUUGAAAGAAUUGUGGGAAGGGGGUGUUGAAACAUUUGACGUGGUUCAAAAACAGAACUUUAAGUUGUCUGCUGCAGUUUUAUGGACAAUAAAUGAUUAUCCAGCCUAUGCCAUGUUAUCAGGUUGGAGCACUAAAGGUGCACUUGCAUGUGCGUUUUGCCACAGGAAAAACUAG